Lipotes vexillifer (Yangtze River dolphin) is the source of this 1452-nucleotide messenger RNA. RefSeq names its product serpin family G member 1 (gene SERPING1). The record is from RefSeq and is a predicted model, not a curated record. Lineage: Eukaryota; Metazoa; Chordata; Mammalia; Artiodactyla; Lipotidae. Gene Ontology annotation, biological process: negative regulation of endopeptidase activity. Gene Ontology annotation, molecular function: serine-type endopeptidase inhibitor activity. The transcript is spliced from 7 exons. Bases 1 to 1452 code for a protein of 483 amino acids.
AUGGUCAACGUCAUCAUCAUCAUCACCAUCAUCAUCAAAGCUAGUGUCUCGCAUGAUAGAGCCUCCUCAAAUCUGAUUGGUAUCAGCCCCGUGGAUCCAGAGAGCUUACAAGGAGGGGAAAGUGAAGGAGAUAUCCCAAAAGGAGAUAUUCCCAACAAUGUAUCCAUUAAAGACACCGAGGGCUCUUCCACGCUGCUGAAAACCAACUUGACCAUCGAAACAGUCAAUACCACCGAGCCCUUCAACCAGUCCACCACUCAACCCAUCCAACCAACAGCCCAGGCCACCACUCAACCCAUCCAGCCAACAGCCCAGGCCACCACUAAGCCCUUCUGCCCAGCGCCUGUCACCUCCUGCUCUGACUUGGAGAGUCAUUCAGCAGAGGCCGUGCUGGGGGAGGCUUUGACAGAUUUCUCCCUGAAUCUCUACCACACUUUCUCAGUAAUAAAGAAGAAGGAGACCAACAUUGUCUUUUCCCCGUUCAGCAUCGCCAGCCUCCUCACUCAAGUCCUGCUCGGGGCUGGAGGAGAAACCAAGGAAAGCCUGGAGCGACUCCUCUCUUACCCCAAAGACUUUACCUGUGUCCACCAGGCCCUGAAGGCCUCCAGGUCCAAAGGCUUUACCACAGUCUCUCAAAUCUUCCACAGCCCAGACCUGGCUAUAAGGGACACCUUUGCGAAUGCCUCUCGGAGCCUGUAUGGCAAUAGCCCCAAAGCCCUGGAAAAUGACAGUAAAGUCAGCUUGCAGCUCAUCAAUGCCUGGGUGGCCCAGAAGACCAACCACAAGAUCAGGCAACUGCUAGACAGCCUGCCCGACGACUCCCGCCUUGUCCUUCUCAACGCUAUCUACCUGAGUGCCAAGUGGAAGACAACAUUUAACCACAGCAGAACAAAUAUGAAGGGCUUUUACAGCAAAUCCUCUGUGAUAAAAGUGCCCAUGAUGAAUAGCAAGAAGUACCCUGUGGCCCACUUCACAGACCCGACUUUGAAGGCCAAGGUGGGCCGUCUGCAGCUGUCCCACAACCUGAGCUUUGUGAUCCUGGUGCCCCAGACCCUGAAACACCGUCUUGAAGACAUGGAGCAGGCUCUCAGCCCCCCUGUCCUCAAGGCCGUCAUGAAGAAGCUGGAGUCGGCCAAGUUCCAUCCUACUCACCUGGUGAUGCCUCGCAUCAAAGUAAAGAGCAGCCAGGACUUGCUGGAAUUCUUUGACUUUACCUACAACAUCAACCUGUGCGGGCUGACAGAGGACCCGGAUCUGCAGCUUUCUGCGAUGCAGCACCAGUCCGUACUGGAGCUGACGGAGAGCGGGGUGGAGGCGGCUGCAGCCUCCGCUAUCUCUGUGGCCCGCAGUUUGCUGGUCUUUGAAGUGCAGCAGCCCUUCCUCUUUGUGCUCUGGGACCAGGAGCACAAAUUCCCAGUCUUCAUGGGGCGGAUAUAUGACCCCAGGACCUGA